AUGGAGGUUGUGGAAAGUGGAGCAAAUGAAGAAUAUAGAGUGCAAGUUACGUCUAAAAAGAAAGUAACGGAGCAGCUGGAGAAGUACAAAGAGGUUUUAAAGACAGCUUUAAAAGGACAGACGGAGGAAGUGAAGCAGGCUUUGCUGUCGGAGCUGCUGGCGAACUUUGAGGCGGCCGUCCAGGACAACGUGUUGGUGAACGGACUGCCCUGGGAAGAGGCGCCUGAUGUUGAAGCAGAGGACGAAGCCGACGAUCUGGAGAGCCAGCUGGAUGACAACAUCGUGGAGGCCACCAGGAGGCGCAGGGCGUACCCCAAAAAGAUCCUGCGUCACGCCGUCCACUCGCUCAAAGCUGAUCGCAAACUCAUGGGACUUUACGAGAACACGGCCAAACCUCAAGAGGCGUUCAAAGACCCCGAACAAGAGAGCAUCAUGAACGACUUGUCAGCAGCAGCUCCAGGGGUGGUCAAACAGGCCAUUCAAGCUAUAAAGUCAAUCAACUCUCUGCAGAAACAGGCUGAAGGCCUUUGUGAGAUCCUCGACAUGAAACCCAGCCUCGCCUCUCUGGAGAUCCAAAGAGAAGUGUUCGGCUGCGGCGGCGACGGCGGCCAAUCAGACGCUCCGCUGCCCCCUGCGAAGAGAGCUAAUGUGGACAAGCAGCCAAUCAAAAGAGCCGUAGAGGAAGAGGCGGCUAAAGACGGCUACGUCAACAAACCAAGCCUCCCCUAAAGGAGCGGGCGAGCCGGACUAAGACGGACUAACUCUUUAGUUUCCAGCUCUUUUUGUACACAGUAAAUAUUUGUAAAUAUAACAUGACUCUUUAAAUUUCCCCAACAUUUUAUUUCAAAGCUUCUGACAUUAAAACCCUGCAGGUGUUAACUCAGAAAUAAGGUAUCAUUGUAUUUAAAUGAGGCCUAUUGACCAUCAUUUAUACAAAUAUGUGUAAAACCAGUGUUGAUAAGUUCGUUAAAAAGGUUUAACACAGAAUUGGGAGAUAAUUGAAACCUUAUACCUGAUAUAUAAACAGUAAAUACGACAUUACAGCUUUCUUCUUUACCUUAUAACUCCUAUAUUAUAAUCCAAACAACAGGGCUCGUUC
This is a messenger RNA of Scomber scombrus (Atlantic mackerel), 1099 nucleotides long. RefSeq names its product NSL1 component of MIS12 kinetochore complex (gene nsl1). Gene Ontology annotation, biological process: mitotic sister chromatid segregation. The transcript has 6 exons. Lineage: Eukaryota; Metazoa; Chordata; Actinopteri; Scombriformes; Scombridae. Gene Ontology annotation, cellular component: kinetochore; MIS12/MIND type complex. The record is from RefSeq and is a predicted model, not a curated record. The coding region runs from base 1 to 729 and encodes 242 amino acids.